AUGAAGCCCCAAACGAUUCUCGCCACCUCCCUGCUCCUCUCCACCGCCGCCGGCGCGCCGCUCCCCAACUCCAACCCGAAUCCCAACUCGGCAAACGUCGGCCGCGCACCCGCACCCGGGCCAAAGGCGAGCCCAGACCCGGCGAUAUGCUACGGCGGACAGCAUUGGGAAGGCUCGCAGGUCAGAGAACCGCGGUUGUACGGCUGGAUCGUAGGGGUCUCGAAGGGACCACAUGCACGAGAGAAGCAGAUCCAAGAGAGCGUCACGAUGCCAGAGAAGAAUGAAGGACGUCAAGAAGCGAGAGAGCACAAGAUGGUCAAGAAUCCAGAGAGCGUGGGAGCAAGACGCGAGGACGUCAAGAAUCCAGAAGCGGCUCGUUCGGACUCGUGA
This is a messenger RNA of Dacryopinax primogenitus, 390 nucleotides long. RefSeq lists its product as uncharacterized. Bases 1 to 390 code for a protein of 129 amino acids. Lineage: Eukaryota; Fungi; Basidiomycota; Dacrymycetes; Dacrymycetales; Dacrymycetaceae. The record is from RefSeq and is a predicted model, not a curated record. The transcript has 2 exons.